Molecule: messenger RNA, 3153 nt
Organism: Amblyraja radiata (thorny skate)
Lineage: Eukaryota; Metazoa; Chordata; Chondrichthyes; Rajiformes; Rajidae
Gene: kcng3
Product: potassium voltage-gated channel, subfamily G, member 3
Exons: 2
Coding region: 436-1719 (427 amino acids)
Biological process (GO): potassium ion transmembrane transport; protein homooligomerization; action potential
Cellular component (GO): membrane; voltage-gated potassium channel complex
Molecular function (GO): delayed rectifier potassium channel activity
Source: RefSeq, a predicted model, not a curated record
GGGGAUGUGGUAUUACAUAGAAUCAAGUCGAGUCGAGUGCAGGCUUUAGUUGGAGCGGCGCUGUGGUUAGUACAAGCCUUACGCGUCACUCCAGUGUGGGGAGUCCUGCUCACAACCCGCUGGUGCGGCAGAACCACAGAACGAGAGUGAGAGUGAGAGACAGACAGAUAGAGAGAGAGAGAGAGAGAGAGAGAGAGAGAGAGAGAGAGAGAGAGAGAGAGAGAGCGGACGGACAGUUCAACUGAUGCCCUCGCUCCCCGCACAGGGACAGCGCCGCAAGCACCAAUUGCCAUGCCUGACAACUUUCCGACAUCAUCAGUGUUGGGACCCAGGAUGUAUCCGUCCGGAUACAUGUUCCAGCAGUGAGCGAACCCCGCGCACCGAGCCCACGCUGAGAGGGCUGAAAGUAAAUUUAGCGACAGGCGUUGACAGAAAAUGAAAUUUGGAAGCGGUUCUUUGAUCCUGAAUGUCGGGGGGACAAGGUAUUCGUUCCCAAAGGAUGUGAUCAAGGACUUUCCCCUCAGAAGGGUGAGCAGACUUCACAGCUGCGCCUCGGAGAAAGAGGUACUGGAGGUGUGCGAUGACUACGAUCACGAAAGGAACGAGUAUUUUUUUGACAGGCACUCCGAGGCUUUUGUGUUCAUCAUGCUCUACGUCAAGUACGGGAAGCUCCGCUUUGUCCCUCACAUGUGCGAGUUGUCCUUUUACAACGAGUUGAUUUACUGGGGUCUGGACCGAUCGCACCUCGAGUACUGCUGCCAAAGGCGACUGGACGACAGGAUGUCCGACACCUAUACCUUCUACUCCGAGGAAGAGGAAGAGUUGAAUAAGCAGAAGAAGAAGGAGUUAAAACACAGCUCCCAGAUUGAUAGGAAGUGGCUGGACAGGAUGAGGCGGACCUUUGAAGAGCCCACCUCGUCUGUAGCGGCCCAGAUUCUGGCCACCGUGUCGGUACUAUUUGUAAUUGUUUCCAUGGUGGUGUUGUGCGCUAGCACUCUGCCAGAUUGGAAAACAGCCGAAAACAACAGUGUGGAAGAACACAGGUACACAGAAAAUUUAAUGGGAUCAUCAGGGAUAAUCGAAGCGAUCUGCAUGGGUUGGUUCACCGCCGAAUGCAUUGUGAGGUUCCUCGUCUCUAAAAACAAGUGCGAUUUCAUGAGAAAGCCUUUGAACAUCAUCGAUCUGAUGGCUAUCACCCCGUACUACGUCUCCGUUCUCAUGUCGUUCUUCACCGGGGAAAACUCUCAGUUGCAGCGGGCUGGAGUUACGCUUAGGGUCUUGAGGAUGAUGAGGAUAUUCUGGUUGAUCAAACUUGCUCGGCACUUUAUCGGUUUGCAGACACUGGGCCUGACCCUGAAACGCUGCUACCGUGAGAUGGUCAUGCUCCUGGUCUUUAUCUGCGUCGCCAUGGCCAUAUUCGGUGCUCUUGCCCAGUUGUUGGAGAGCGGACUUGACCUGGAGAAUAAAAACGAAGCGUACGCCAGCAUCCCCGCUUCGUGCUGGUGGGUGAUAAUCUCCAUGACUACUGUGGGAUACGGGGACAUGUACCCGUUUACCGUCCCCGGCAGGAUCCUAGGAGGAAUGUGUGUUGUCAGCGGCAUUGUCCUCUUAGCACUGCCAAUCACUUUCAUCUACCACAGCUUCGUGCACUGUUAUCAGGAGCUCAAAUUCAGAUCGGCUCGCUGCGGUAGGAGCUUCUCCAUGGAAUAUCUAAUCUGAUGGAGGGAGAUGAAGUAAGUGAAAAGAGACUCGGACCGGCACGGAUCAUUUGGGCAGAAUGGCCUGCUUCUGCGCUGUUUACUCUUUUAACCCAUUGAGAGUCCAGAGGUUGGGCCAGAACAGACCACCCAGGCUGAAGGAGAUCCAUGGCUGACUCGCCGUUGGCUGACUCGCAGAACUGCAUUGGGAUCAAAAAUUCUUUGUUAAACCCACAUCAAUCCUGGAAGUGUGACAACAUUGGUCAACCCAGAAAAUUCUCGUCAUUCAGAUGUUGAACAUAGUUGAGACCCUCUAAAGAUCUGAGGGAUUGCUAUUCAUCUCGAUUCUUUACACUGGUUCAAAGGCAAUUUAACAACCUGCUGGGCAAGGGGUGGGAAGAGAGAAUGCUUAAGGAGAUGUCCCCACCCUCCACCCCUCAAGGAGCAUUUUCAGCAGGCACUUUUCAAUCAAGCCAAUGGACCAAUAAAAACAAUUUAACUUUGAGCUACCGUCCGAACAUUUACAGUUUGGCCUUUUCAACUCAUACCGUACACCUAAAAUAAUCUUCAAGAGAAAAAGAGCUCUUUGUCUCUUUUUGAUAGAACAUUUUCAUGGGUCAUUAGGCUGUAGAACACACCUGGAGGAGUCAGUUAUACACACACUGGGGAAAAAGAAUUAUCUGGACUGGUACCGAAUUUCUGGCAUCUUCAGCAUGACCAACUAGCAACUGCAUUUUCAAAGUUGGUGUUGGAAGGGUAAAGUUCAGCUAGACUGACCUGUCCUAGCUACAGAACUAGAAGAAAUAGUAACCUACUUCAAACGGUAAGGGUAGAGGGACGUAUUAUAACCAAGAAGGGACUACCGUUCAAAUGUUUCUGUCAGGGUUGUAACAAACAUUGCAUUUGUACUACCAAACAAAUUCUGAGUCAUCAGAAAAUGCUUCAUGUUCCGAUCUAGGCAAGAGUUACUCUAGGCAUAUGAUAAGUAUAAUUAACACACAAAUAAUUAUUUCUUUCUGGGAACUGGACUGGAUCAGCUAUAUAAAUAUUAUCAAAGAAAUUUGCAAAAGGAAGUCAGGCGCAGGUUACAAUGUGGCAAGUGAUUCACCUGCUGACGUCCCAAAGCCUUUUCAUUGUUUGCACGGUAGGAGUGAUGCUACACUUGUCUGCAAGAGUCCAAUUGCAACAACAUUCAAGAAGCUGAACACCAUUCUGUAUAGAUUUUCCCUCUUGAUUGCCACACCUAUCCAUGACCCCACCACCACAGUGUGCGCCGUCUGCAAAAUUACUGCAGCUAACUUGCCCGGAAUUUUCCAAUGAGUCAUCACAAACCCUUGACCACAAACACCAAGAAGGACAAGGGCCUUAGGUACACAUGGACAUCACCACCUGCAUAUUCCCACCCACGUCACACACCAUAAUGAUUUGGAAAAUAGAUAUUGCUGGUCUUUCAUUG